GGCCGCCCGAGCCUGCUAGUACCACACCCCCGGGAGGGACGGAGGGGAGGCAGAAGCAUCCGAGGCAUUAAAGCAUCCGAGGGAGCCGGAGGGGAGGAGAAUGGAGUGACAGAGACACGCGGAGGGUGGGGGGUGGGGGGGAGCGUGUUGAGGGGGGGGGGGGGGGGACACAGAGGGAGGAAGAAGCGGCGGCGGCGGCUGCUCCUCUUUGCAGAGGGGGAAACUCUUGGGCUGAGAGCAGGAAUAAUGCGGUAGGCAAGGCGGACUGCUGGCUCCCCCGGCUCCGGCAGCAGCGGCGGCAGCCCGAGCAGCGGCAGCAGCAGCGGCAGCACCCCAGGCGCUGACAGCCCCGCCGGCCGGCUCCCUUGCUGACCGCCGACUGUCAAUGGAGCUGGAAAACAUCGUGGCCAACACGGUCUUGCUGAAAGCCAGGGAAGGGGGCGGAGGAAAGCGCAAAGGGAAAAGCAAGAAGUGGAAGGAAAUCCUGAAGUUCCCUCACAUUAGCCAGUGUGAAGACCUCCGAAGGACCAUAGACAGAGAUUACUGCAGUUUAUGUGACAAGCAGCCAAUCGGGAGGCUGCUUUUCCGGCAGUUUUGUGAAACCAGGCCUGGGCUGGAGUGUUACAUUCAGUUCCUGGACUCCGUGGCAGAAUAUGAAGUUACUCCAGAUGAAAAACUGGGAGAGAAAGGGAAGGAAAUUAUGACCAAGUACCUCACCCCAAAGUCCCCUGUUUUCAUAGCCCAAGUUGGCCGAGACCUGGUCUCCCAGACGGAGGAGAAGCUCCUGCAGAAGCCGUGCAAAGAACUCUUCUCUGCCUGUGCACAGUCUGUCCACGAGUACCUGAGGGGAGAACCAUUCCACGAAUAUCUGGACAGCAUGUAUUUUGACCGCUUUCUCCAGUGGAAGUGGUUGGAAAGGCAACCGGUGACCAAAAACACUUUCAGGCAGUACCGAGUGCUGGGAAAAGGGGGCUUCGGGGAGGUCUGUGCCUGCCAGGUUCGGGCCACGGGUAAAAUGUACGCCUGCAAGCGCUUGGAGAAGAAGAGGAUCAAAAAGAGGAAAGGGGAGUCCAUGGCCCUCAACGAGAAGCAGAUCCUCGAGAAGGUCAACAGUCAGUUUGUGGUCAACCUCGCCUAUGCCUACGAGACCAAGGAUGCACUGUGCUUGGUCCUGACCAUCAUGAAUGGGGGCGACCUGAAGUUCCACAUCUACAACAUGGGCAACCCCGGCUUCGAGGAGGAGCGGGCCUUGUUUUAUGCGGCAGAGAUCCUCUGCGGCUUAGAAGACCUCCACCGCGAGAACACCGUCUACCGAGAUCUGAAACCUGAAAACAUCCUGUUAGAUGAUUAUGGCCACAUUAGGAUCUCAGACCUGGGCUUGGCUGUGAAGAUCCCCGAGGGAGACCUGAUCCGCGGCCGGGUGGGCACUGUUGGCUACAUGGCUCCAGAGGUCCUGAACAACCAGAGGUACGGCCUGAGCCCCGACUACUGGGGCCUGGGCUGCCUCAUCUAUGAGAUGAUCGAGGGCCAGUCGCCAUUCCGCGGCCGCAAGGAGAAGGUGAAGCGGGAGGAGGUGGACCGCCGGGUCCUGGAGACCGAAGAGGUGUACUCCCGCAAGUUCUCCGAGGAGGCCGAGUCCAUCUGCAAGAUGCUGCUCACCAAAGAUGCAAAGCAGAGGCUGGGCUGCCAGGAGGAGGGGGCUGCAGAGGUCAAGAGACACCCCUUCUUCAGGAACAUGAACUUCAAGCGCUUAGAAGCCGGGAUGUUGGAUCCUCCCUUCGUUCCAGACCCCCGCGCUGUGUACUGUAAGGACGUGCUGGACAUCGAGCAGUUCUCCACUGUGAAGGGCGUCAAUCUGGACCACACAGAUGACGACUUCUACUCCAAGUUCUCCACGGGUUCUGUGUCCAUCCCAUGGCAAAACGAGAUGAUAGAAACAGAAUGCUUUAAGGAGCUGAACGUGUUUGGACCUGAUGGUACCCUCUCGCCAGAUCUGAACAGAAAUCACCCUCCGGAACCGCCAAAGAAAGGGCUGCUCCAGAGAAUCUUCAAGCGUCAGAUAAAGCCCUGUGCCUCCAGGGGCGGCCCUUGCACCUGGCUCUGAGGGGAGACUUCCAAAGGCCAUGAAAAGCAAGGGUUAGAGCUGAUGGAGGCAGCCCCUGACCCAUCGCCAGGGCUCCCAGGACUGACUGCUGUUCUCUCCAUCCCGUCUCCCCCAACCCCAACCCCAGCAUCAGAACAAUUCCAAGAGUUCACCCAGCUCCAAGACCAAUUUUAACCACCACAUAAACUCAAACCACGUCAGCUCGAACUCCACCGGAAGCAGCUAGUUUCGGCUCUGGAAGUCCACAGUGGAACCAGCGCAGACCUUCUCCUUAGAAGCGGAAGUACUGGAGCUUCUGCUCUGGUGGGGCUGCCAGGGGAGCCCCCCAGAAGCCGGGGAAGGAGGCCGUCCAUCCCGUCGACGUAGAACCUCGAGGUUUCUCAAAGAAAUUUCCACUCAGGUCUGUUUUCCGAGGCGGCCCCGGCCGGGGUGGAUUGGAUUUGUCUUUGGUGAACAUUGCAAUAGAAAUCCAAUUGGAUACGACAACUUGCACGUAUUUUAAUAGCGUCAUAACUAGAACUGAAUUUUGUCUUUAUGAUUUUUAAAGAAAAGUUUUGUAAAUUUCUCUACUGUCUCAGUUUACAUUUUGUAUAUUUGUAUUUAAAGAAAGUGAGAUUGAGGGUGUAUAUUUUCUGUGCAGCCACUGUUAACCCAUGUGUUCCAAGGCAUUUUAGCGGGGAGGGGUUUACAAAAAAAAAAAAAUGUGACUCACAACUUCCAGAGCCUCAAAUGAGAAAAUGUCUUUAUUAAAUGUAGAAAGUGAUUCACA
Molecule: messenger RNA, 2873 nt
Organism: Cercocebus atys (sooty mangabey)
Lineage: Eukaryota; Metazoa; Chordata; Mammalia; Primates; Cercopithecidae
Gene: GRK5
Product: G protein-coupled receptor kinase 5
Exons: 16
Coding region: 386-2104 (572 amino acids)
Biological process (GO): signal transduction; regulation of signal transduction; protein phosphorylation
Cellular component (GO): cytoplasm
Molecular function (GO): G protein-coupled receptor kinase activity; ATP binding
Source: RefSeq, a predicted model, not a curated record